This is a messenger RNA of Chaetomium globosum CBS 148.51, 363 nucleotides long. RefSeq lists its product as uncharacterized. The transcript is spliced from 2 exons. The record is from RefSeq and is a predicted model, not a curated record. Lineage: Eukaryota; Fungi; Ascomycota; Sordariomycetes; Sordariales; Chaetomiaceae. The coding region runs from base 1 to 363 and encodes 120 amino acids.
AUGAAGUUCUCGGUCGCCACCAUCUUCCUCGGCAUCGUCGCCGUUGCCUCCGCCCUCCCCAAGGACCCAUCCGUGGUGACCCGCCAGAACCAAAACCGCCCCGUGCCCCAAGGCACCUGCUGCGUCGCCAACACCAGCCUCAAGCAGGACACCUGCACCGCCGCCAACGGCCAGACCGGCCGCUGCGUGCCCGGCGGCAACAACUGCGGCGGCAGACUCAGCUGCAUCGCACAGAGCAACCUGACAUGCGACAACAACGUGGUGGAGCGCGGCAAGAGCCUGUGCCGGGCCAACGCCCCCGGCGGCGGGCUCCACGACGGCGCCAACAUCAUCCAGAACUUGAGGGAGGCUGCCGCUAACUAG